AUGAUGCUCACGGAAUGUGAGAGAAUUCUUGGUCAAGGCCUCUUGCGGCUUCCCGCCCAACAUAAAUACCGCUAUGGGCCCCAGGCAGAACGGGAUCUGCUGGAGCUUCUCUUCCGGUCCCUGACCGGCCACAACGAGGAUCGUCUCCACCAGUUAUUCCCCGAUGGGUUGCCGACCGGUGUCUGGAAGCUGGCAGAGGCACAGGGGGCCAAAGAAGGUGCCGAAUACACGGAAGCCGCGCGAGGGAAGCGAUGUGGUCAUAUCUUCCGCGCCGGCGAGGCGACCUAUCGAUGUAUCACCUGUGCGGCGGACGACACGUGCGUCCUCUGUAGUCGGUGUUUCGAUUCGUCGGAUCAUACCGGCCAUCAGUAUCAGAUCUCGCUCUCGUCCGGGAACUGCGGCUGCUGCGAUUGCGGGGACGAAGAAGCUUGGCGACUGCCGUUGUUCUGUGCCAUCCAUACAGACAGUGGAGAUACCAAGGGGAAGACACGGGUACAGCCACAGCUGCCGCGAGACUGGGUCGAUAGUAUCCGGCUCACCAUUGCGCGCACCCUCGACUACUUCUGCGAUGUCAUUUCAUGUUCCCCCGAGCAGCUACGGUUGCCCAAGACCGAGGAUGGGAUCCGACAUGAUGAGGAGGCGUCUCGCCUGCGGUCGGGGUGGUAUGGCGAGGGGGAUCAGGCAGAUGAAGAGCCGGAGUUCGCGCUCGCGCUGUGGAACGACGAGAAACAUACAAUCCGAGAUGUCGCCCACCAGGUGAGUCGCGCGUGUCGGGAACGGGACCGGUUUGGCAAUGACCGCGCACAUGAAACGCACGACAUUGGGAGGAGUGUGGUCAAAUAUUCCAAGGACCUUCAGAGAUUGUUGGCCGUGUCGAAAAUCAUCGAGCAGAUCAAGGUCACCGUGACCAUCCGGUCAGCCCGCGACACCUUCCGCGAGCAGAUGUGCGGGACCAUCAUCGAGUGGCUCUCCGAUAUUGCGGGCUGCAGCGUCCUUAACGACAGCGAAAUCUUGCGCCAUACGAUUUGUGAGGAGUUGUUGGGUGCCUGGCAGCGAGGGAGUGGCGCAUAUAACGCAGAUAUCGGUCUCAAGGGCAUCGACGACCACCAGCGAACGGAGAAUGUGCCAUUCCGCACCGUUAUGCUCACUGUCUCGCCCCAGGGCCAAGUGGUAUUGGCUGCAGACGAGGAUGACGAUGAGGACGAGGACGAGGACGAGGAAGCAGAGAAUGACGAGGCGCAAGGUGCCAACGAGGCAGAGGACGGCGAGGACGAUGACGUCUUUGUUGAGCAUGACGAUGUGGACGAUGAGGAUGACGAGAUGGAAAUCGAGCUCAAUCGGCUGCGUGAGGAAGUCGAUGAGGAUGAAGAUAUGCUGAUGGGCAAUGCGGACGACGCUAUUGAUAUGGCCCAGCACAUUCUAGGCCUGGGCCAACGGACACCGGUUGCUGAUGACGAGCAGUCACCGCCGCCACCUCCACCGCCACAAGCCGAGGUGAACAGUCAGUCGUCUCACCCGGCCGCCUCGCAAGACUCUGGUUCCGGUGACAGUCAUGACGAUGGGGCCAUGUCCUACAUCCCCAUCCCCAAAACGCCGUCCGCGGCGGUCAGGCCUUCCCCUGCUAAAACCCCGAGUCAUUGGCAGGUCCGGCCGUCGGUUCCCCUGAGGGGGGAGACGGUUCCCCCGUACGAGGACUUAUGGCGGCGCACACGCCUGGACUGGAUGAUUCUGUUCGACCUCCGACUCUGGAAGAAGACGCGGACGGACCUUCGUGACCUCUAUAUAGGCACCGUGGUCAACGUACCACAGUUCAAGCGAAUCAUGGGUCUGCGACUAUCCGCAUUAUACACUGCCCUGGCGCAGCUGUACCUGAUUGCCGACCGGGAACCGGAUCACUCAAUUGUCAAUCUAUCGCUGCAACUGCUCACGACGCCUUCGAUCACGGAGGAGAUUGUCCUGCGAGGGAACUUUUUGACCAAGGUCAUGGCCAUCCUGUAUACCUUCCUGACCACCAGGCAGGUUGGGGAGCCGUACGAGGUCAACCCCAACGCGACGCUCGCGUUUGAUGCGGGGUCCGUGACAAACCGGCGCCUGUACCAUUUUUUCCUUGACCUGCGGUAUCUCCUGCAGUCCGAGUACGUGCAGGUUCGCGUGAGGACCGAGGACCAGUAUCUCAGUCAAUUCCUAGAUCUGGUCAAGCUUUCGCAAGGCAUCUGCCCCAAUGUGCGUGCGGUCGGAGAGCACGUCGAAUACGAGACCGAUGCGUGGAUCAGCGCUUCGAUUCUCAUGCGAGAGAUCAACCGACUUUGCCGGCAGUUCUGCGAAGCCUUCCGCAGCCCGGAAGUGGACGGGGGCGCCAACCUGUUGCGAGCGUUAAAGGUGGCCACGAUCGCUGCUGUGGUCCACUCCACGGGCACUGAGCGUCAGCGAUUCGAUCAGGCCGAGAUCAAGGAGUACGUCGGAUUCAAGUCUCUGCCACACUUUGAUUUCGAGAUCGAUCGGCAGGGCCCGAUUCCCCGGUACCGUGUGGUGGAUUUCGUAGUCGAACGAGGCUCCAUAAGCUUCCAUCAUGCCUUGCAUUAUACGCUCUCAUGGCUGCUUGAAUGCGGCCGCCGCAUGAGCAGCGCUCUCAUGCAGGAUGCCUUGCUGGAAGCGGCGACGAUUGCCAACGACAACUACAUCCACGACAGCGCCCUCAGCCCGGAGGAUUUGCUGCUGUCGAUGUUCGACUAUCCGCUGCGGGUGUGUGCCUGGUUGGCGCAGAUGAAGGCCGGCAUGUGGGUGCGCAAUGGCUUGAGUCUGCGACAUCAGAUGUCGCAGUACCGGGGCGUCUCGUCUCGCGACUUUGCCUACUACCGCGACAUAUUCCUGCUGCAAACCGCGCUGGUGACGUGCGACCCCAGCCGGGUGCUCGCGUCCAUCGCGGACCGGUUCGGCAUGGUGGACUGGAUGACGCGAAACUACAUCCCACGCUCCGGCUACGAGGACAGCCAGAUCGUCGACGUGGCUGAGGAGUUUGUCCACCUGCUGGUCAUCUUGCUGACCGAUCGCAACUCCCUCACAGCUAUCGACGACAGCGACACCGCGAUGCACCACAACAUCCAGCGGGAUAUCGCCCACGUACUGUGUUUCAAGCCUCUCUCAUUCUCGGAUCUAUCCACGCGUCUCAGCGACAAGCUGCUGGACUCAGACAUGUUCCAGAGCGUGCUGGAAGAGGUCGCCUCCUUCCGUCCGCCGGAAGGGCUGAACGAUACGGGCACCUUCGAGCUCAAGGCCGAGUACAUCGACCUGAUCGACCCCUACAGCGCCCACUACACAAAGAACCAGCGCGACGAGGCAGAGAAUAUCUACAAGGAAUGGAUGGCGAAGAAGACCGGCAAGAAGGCCUCGGACGUGGUGUUCGAGCCCAAAUUGCGGCCCAUCACCUCGGGGGCCUUCUCGGAUCUGCCGCGCUUCACGAGGACCCUGCUCUUUGCCCAGCUCGUCCAUCAUUGUCUGGACUACGUGAUGUCCUCCAAGGACCGCACGCCCAACAUCCCAUCCACGCGGGUGGAAACCUUUCUGCAGGUGGUUCUGCAUCUUGUUCUGGCGGCCACCCUGGAGGACAACACCGAGGAUGAGAUGUCCGACGAUGCGUCCUCAUUUGUCACCCAUGCGUUGACCAAGGCCCGGUCCACCCAGGCAGGCAACCUGAGCAUCAUCGGGCUCCUAGAGAAAAUCUCAGUCAUGAGCGAGUUCUCCGCCUGUGGUCCGAAGAUCCGUCACAUCCUAAAGCGGCUCUGGCAAACACGGCCACAGGCUUAUGCAUCGGCCACUGCGUCGCUCAAGUUCCCGUUUGAUCGGAUCGAGACGAAUUCCCCCGCCAUCGACACCGACAGUGAGAAGGAGAUCAAGAAGAAACAGGCGCUGGAGCGGCAGGCGCGCGUGAUGGCGCAGUUCCAGGAGCAGCAGCAGAACUUCUUGAACAGCCAAGGCGCCAUCGACUGGGGCGAGGAGGACUUCAGCGAUCUGGAGUCGGAAACUGAAGCGGCCGCCCCGGAGGCCAAACUCUGGAAGUAUCCCAGUGGCACCUGCAUCCUCUGCCAGGAGGAGACCAAUGACUCGCGGUUGUACGGCACGUUUGCCCUAAUUCAGGACAGCAGCAUCCUGCGGCAGACGGACAUCCGCGAUCCCGACUGGAUCCGGGAGGUACUGAAUACGCCGUCCAGCUUGGACCGGUCCGCUGAGAGGAUUCGGCCCUUUGGCGUCGCCGGGGAGAACCGCACGACGGUCCGGCGACUGGAUUCGACGGGCGGGGAGGUCAUCAGCGAGAAGAUCGGCCUCAGCAAGGGCUUCAACGCAAAGAACACUCUCCGCGGGCCCGUCACCACGGGCUGUGGGCACAUCAUGCAUUACUCGUGCUUCGAGGUAUACUACACGGCCACGCAGCGUCGCCAUACGCAGCAGAUCGCGCGCAACCAUCCUGAGUGCCUGCAGCUGAAGGAGUUUGUCUGCCCCCUGUGCAAGGCCCUGGGCAAUGCGUUCCUCCCCAUCACCUGGAAAGGCAAGGAAGAGACCUCCUAUCCCGGUCCUCUCCACCCGUCGGUCUCCUUCGACGAGUUCAUCGGCGACGGCAUGCGGAUGGCUUUCUUGCAGCCCCGAAACUACGUAUUUCUCAUGGAGAGUAAUGUGGCACCGCCGCAGCAGCAACUGCAGACGUAUCAAGAGUUAUUUGUCGACUACCUCUCCAAGGCCUUGGUGCCGCCACUGGCCACCAAGGUUGAUCAACUGAUGGCCUCCUCCCCGUCCUCCUCCCCGUCCUCCCCCCUGGCGUCGACCGCACAUUAUAUCCCGCCGGCGCGAAUGCCGAUGCCGGGACUUUUCCCGUCGCAGGACGACGUUCCGACCACCAGUGCCCUGCAGCAUGUUGCGACCCCAGGGGACAGCCCCAUUUCGGAGCUACUCCAGAUCUACAAGCGACUCAAGAAGACCCUACGGUUGAACCAUAUCUACUCCACGUUCAGCCAUCCUCCAGACACCAUCAACACGGACGAUCUCUUGCACACGGAUUCGCUGUUCCAGACCUUUGGCUUCAGCAUUGCGGCGGCCGAGAUCGCGCAGCGAGGCGUGGAGUCAGAACCCGGGGCAAACCUUCUGGACAAAAUCCCGCAACUGACGCUGACUCAUCUUCGUGUCCUCGCGGAGACGGCGCUGUCGUAUGCGGCCGUUGGGUGCUUGCAUGACCGUCGCAGCGGCGCCCCCAGCCGGUCGGUGGAGGAAUUCCAGGAAAUGCAUCGACAGAAGAUCUGCCAGUUGUUCGUCGGCCACCCGUUCCUGCAGGGGACGUCGCUGGUGGACGACGUGCGGGAGAUCGAACCACUGCUGGGCCGGGACCCGUUUACAUUCCUGGCCGAAUGCUCGCUGUGCCUGCUGCCCGUACUCGACGUCGACAUCCGCCAUUUGAUCCAACUAUGCUACGUGGCCGAGAUCGUCAAGGUGGUAGUGACGUACGCCCUAUGGCCGCUAGGGUUGAAGGAGGAACUAGCCCAGCACAGGGAUUGCCUGACGGUGGACCCAGUGCUGUUGGAGGCGCGGGCGUACGACACGACGUGGCAUUUCUUCACCACAAUCGUGGCGGAGCUCAAAUCCAACUCGGUGGGACGCGCCGAAGGGUCGUCCUUCCCCGCGGAGAGCGGCUACGUCAAGGAUGGCGAGGAAGCGGCAACGCCCGAGGUGGUGCUGGCAGUACGGCGUCUGGUGUCGCGAUACGCGCUGGUCUUCCUGCGCAAGGCAGUGAUCCUGCUGCACGUCCAGUCUGGCGUGGAGUUCCCGACCACGGGCUUCGGGGAUCUAGAGACGGACGAGCUGGACCGCCUGACGCGCCUCCUGCAGCUGCCGUCGCUGGAUGAGAUCUUCGCAGCGGUGCAGCCGGCGCGCACGAGUGGACAGCCGUUGGACGCAGUGAUAUCAGGCUGGAUAUUCCACUGGAACGCCUCGCGGUCGGGAGUGCGCAUCGGUGACCACAAGCUGUGGCCCAGUCUGGCACAUCCGGCCAUCUUCGAGCUGGUGGGAUUGCCCAAGUACUACGACCGGUUGAUCGAAGAGGCGAACCGUCGACGAUGUCCCAAUUCCAAGAAGGAACUGACAGACCCGAGCAUUUGUCUGUUCUGCGGCGACAUUUUCUGCUCUCAGGCCGUGUGUUGUAUGGAGAAUAAGCUGGGGGGGUGUAACCAGCAUCUGCAAAAAUGUGGAAAGAAUAUUGGCCUGUUCAUCAAUAUCCGGAAAUGCACUGUGCUGUACCUGCACCAUCAGAAUGGAUCGUGGCACUAUGCACCGUAUCUCGACCGACACGGCGAAGUCGACCCAGGACUGCGACGCAAUCGCCAGUUGAUCCUGAACCAGAAACGAUACGAUCGACUGCUACGCGACGUGUGGCUGUCGCAUGGCGUUCCAGCGACCAUCAGUCGAAAGCUAGAGGCGGACAUCAACAACGGGGGAUGGGAGACGAUCUAA
Aspergillus tanneri is the source of this 6492-nucleotide messenger RNA. RefSeq names its product putative ubiquitin-protein ligase E3 component (UBR1). Gene Ontology annotation, biological process: protein ubiquitination; ubiquitin-dependent protein catabolic process via the N-end rule pathway. The record is from RefSeq and is a predicted model, not a curated record. Gene Ontology annotation, cellular component: cytoplasm; ubiquitin ligase complex. The transcript is spliced from 2 exons. The coding region runs from base 1 to 6492 and encodes 2163 amino acids. Lineage: Eukaryota; Fungi; Ascomycota; Eurotiomycetes; Eurotiales; Aspergillaceae. Gene Ontology annotation, molecular function: ubiquitin protein ligase activity; zinc ion binding.